AUGGCAGCUCUCCCCCUGCAGCAGGCUAAUUCAAGUGGCAAGUGGGCAAGCUCACAGGAGAUCCCCCAGUGUGCCGGCUGCAACCAGCACAUCUUGGAUAAGUUCAUCCUGAAAGUCCUCGACCGCCACUGGCACAGCUCCUGCCUCAAGUGCGCCGACUGCCAAAUGCAGCUGGCUGACCGCUGCUUCUCCAGAGCCGGAAGCGUCUAUUGCAAGGAAGACUUCUUCAAGCGUUUCGGUACAAAAUGCACAGCGUGCCAGCAGGGGAUCCCCCCCACGCAGGUGGUCAGGAAAGCCCAGGACUUUGUCUACCACCUGCACUGCUUUGCUUGCAUCAUCUGCAACCGCCAGCUGGCCACAGGUGACGAGUUCUACCUCAUGGAAGAUGGGCGCCUGGUCUGCAAAGAAGAUUAUGAAACGGCCAAGCAGAAUGAUGAUUCGGAAGCAGGAGCGAAGAGGCCCCGAACCACCAUCACAGCCAAGCAGUUGGAAACAUUGAAAAAUGCCUACAAAAACUCCCCCAAACCAGCCAGGCACGUGCGGGAGCAGCUGUCCUCCGAGACCGGACUGGACAUGCGGGUCGUGCAGGUCUGGUUUCAAAACAGAAGGGCCAAAGAGAAACGUCUGAAGAAAGACGCUGGGCGGCACCGCUGGGGGCAGUUCUACAAGAGCGUAAAGAGAAACCGAGGAGGCAGCAAACACGAGAAAGAGAGCUCGGCGGAGGACUGCGGGGUUAGUGACAGUGAGCUGAGCUUCCGAGAAGACCAAAUACUGUCAGAUCUCGGGCACAACAACAGAAUUUACAGCAGUGCGAGUGAGGUGGCUGGCGGACCACUCAUGAACGGCACCUUCGCCAUAGACGGGUCAGGACAAUCCUAUCAGGACUUGAGAGACGGCAGCCCCUACGGAAUCCCACAGUCUCCAGCCUCCAUCUCGUCCCUUCCAUCGCACACUCCUUUGCUCAAUGGUCUGGAUUACACAAUGGACAAUAAUUUAGGCAUCGUAGCACAUGGAGGGCAGGGAGUGGGCCAGACACUCAGGGCUAUGGCUGGGGGCCCAAGCUCUGAUAUUUCUACCGGGAGCAGCGUGGGCUAUCCAGACUUUCCAACAAGCCCGGCUUCUUGGCUUGACGAAAUGGAUCAUCCUCCUUUUUAA
Molecule: messenger RNA, 1155 nt
Organism: Gekko japonicus
Lineage: Eukaryota; Metazoa; Chordata; Lepidosauria; Squamata; Gekkonidae
Gene: LHX4
Product: LIM homeobox 4
Exons: 6
Coding region: 1-1155 (384 amino acids)
Biological process (GO): neuron differentiation; regulation of transcription by RNA polymerase II
Cellular component (GO): nucleus
Molecular function (GO): RNA polymerase II transcription regulatory region sequence-specific DNA binding; DNA-binding transcription factor activity, RNA polymerase II-specific
Source: RefSeq, a predicted model, not a curated record